Salvia hispanica is the source of this 777-nucleotide messenger RNA. Lineage: Eukaryota; Viridiplantae; Streptophyta; Magnoliopsida; Lamiales; Lamiaceae. The record is from RefSeq and is a predicted model, not a curated record.
CUACUCCUACAGUCCUACUCCAGAUUAUAAGGGAUUUUUUGGAGGUCCAAUUUCAAAACAAUUCCUAAACCCUAAUUUCUCCUAGUUUUUCCGUCCAACAGAUUCCAAGCAAAAUGGCUCGCCGUAGUUCAGGUGGAAGAUCAUCCCGCCCAGCCCCACGUCCAGCUGCACGCAGCCCACCUCCUCAAAAAGUGAAUAGUGCUCCUCCUCCAGCCCCAGUCCAAGGUGGCUCCGGUGGAUCCAUGCUUGGAAGCCUUGGUUCAACCAUUGCUCAAGGGAUGGCAUUUGGUACUGGAAGUGCAAUGGCACAUAGGGCAGUUGAUGCGGUUAUGGGUCCAUGUACAAUUCAGCAUGAAACAGUUGCAUCUGAAGCUGUAGCGGCUCCAGCACCCAGCGUGGGUGGAUCUGAAGCCUGCAGCCCGCACAAUAAAGCGUUCCAAGAUAAUGUCUUGCCUUCCCUGCUUCAAACUUUGACGAGCUCUUGUGCCAUUUUUUCUGCAGUGCCUGAACAGCUAUGGAAGUGACAUAACUAAGUGCCAGUUCUACAUGGACAUGCUGGCUGAAUGCCGUAGAAAUUCGGGUUCUAAUUCUAUGAUGAGCUCCUAAAUACAUCCACUGCAGCAUCCACUCAUUUGUAGUAGUGAUCUUUAUAGGAAUGUCACAAGGAUUCCUAUCAUUGAAUAUGUUAUUACACCUAUUAUAUUGGCGGUCUACAGACCUUGUUCAUUGGGAAAUAAACAUGUUUAAUGUUGAUGAGAUGGAUGCUCUUGUUCUUCA